This is a messenger RNA of Amoebophrya sp. A120, 3311 nucleotides long. The record is from the annotation of a GenBank genome assembly. NCBI's taxonomy places the organism in Eukaryota, Dinophyceae, Syndiniales, Amoebophryaceae.
AUGCAAGCUUGCGCCGGACGAUCAGCAAACUCUGCGCGGGGCGGUCAGGAGCAGGGAAGACCGAGGACGAGAGGAACAAGUGCCCCGCACUGUAGCGCGAACAAUGCAAUAUCGCGGCAGAAAAAAUACGAAAAGCAGCGCGACGGCCCAAGUCCUCGAGAGCAAGGAACUACUCCAGGAAGAGGAAUCUCGUGCUGGCUCGGUAACUGCACUUGUGUCAUCCCUGCUGUUCAUCACGAAGUGUACUUCCGUUGUAAGCGAUUUCGUUUUGGACCACUGACUGCUGUUGAAUCUUCGAUCAGUGUGUGCAAGAACAUAUCAAGUGUAAAAGUGUCUGGGUAUGGAAGACGCCCAGAAAAGCGCCGCAAAUGCAUGCUUUUUAUUUGCGUGAGAUUUGCGCGAGAUUUGCGCGAGAUUUCCAAAAAUAUUAGGAAUAUUGCCAAAUCCGUUGAAAGUUCCUGAAUAUUAACAAUAUUGCCAAGGCGGGCAGCUUCUUGAGGCGAGAACCCCCUCCGUGAAUAUUUUCAAGUAUAUUCGCCAAGAAAUAUUCCUGAAUAUUAAUAAUAUUGCCAGCUCGGGCAGCUUUUUGAGGCGAGAACCCCCCCCGUGAAUAUUUUCAAGCAUUUUCGCCAAUAAAUAUUCCUGAAUAUUAAUAAUAUUGCCAAAUCGGGCAGCUUUUUGAGGCGAGAACCCCCUCCGUGAAUAUUUUCAAGCAUAUUCGCCAAUAAAUAUUCCUGCAUAUUAAUAAUAUUGCCAAAUCGGGCAGCUUUUUGAGGCGAGAACCCCCUCCGUGAAUAUUUUCAAGUAUAUUCGCCAANCACGUCUGUAGUCAUUCUUGUGUACUAGCUGCGCUGACAACUCUUGACCCAGUUCUUACUCCAGCAAUGGCAGGAAGACCGCUGUCGCCCCUCUUCGCGUCCGCCCUGCCGGUCGCGGCCACAAUGGAAUGCAAGCUUGCGCCGGACGAUCAGCAAACUCUGCGCGGGGCGGUCAGGAGCAGGGAAGACCGAGGACGAGAGGAACAAGUGCCCCGCACUGUAGCGCGAACAAUGCAAUAUCGCGGCAGAAAAAAUACGAAAAGCAGCGCGACGGCCCAAGUCCUCGAGAGCAAGGAACUACUCCAGGAAGAGGAAUCUCGUGCUGGCUCGGUAACUGCACUUGUGUCAUCCCUGCUGUUCAUCACGAAGUGUACUUCCGUUGUAAGCGAUUUCGUUUUGGACCACUGACUGCUGUUGAAUCUUCGAUCAGUGUGUGCAAGAACAUAUCAAGUGUAAAAGUGUCUGGGUAUGGAAGACGCCCAGAAAAGCGCCGCAAAUGCAUGCUUUUUAUUUGCGUGAGAUUUGCGCGAGAUUUGCGCGAGAUUUCCAAAAAUAUUAGGAAUAUUGCCAAAUCCGUUGAAAGUUCCUGAAUAUUAACAAUAUUGCCAAGGCGGGCAGCUUCUUGAGGCGAGAACCCCCUCCGUGAAUAUUUUCAAGUAUAUUCGCCAAGAAAUAUUCCUGAAUAUUAAUAAUAUUGCCAGCUCGGGCAGCUUUUUGAGGCGAGAACCCCCCCCGUGAAUAUUUUCAAGCAUUUUCGCCAAUAAAUAUUCCUGAAUAUUAAUAAUAUUGCCAAAUCGGGCAGCUUUUUGAGGCGAGAACCCCCUCCGUGAAUAUUUUCAAGCAUAUUCGCCAAUAAAUAUUCCUGCAUAUUAAUAAUAUUGCCAAAUCGGGCAGCUUUUUGAGGCGAGAACCCCCUCCGUGAAUAUUUUCAAGUAUAUUCGCCAAUAAAUAUUCCUGAAUAUUAAUAAUAUUGCCAACUCGGGCAGCUUUUUGAGGCGAGAACCCCCUCCGUGAAUAUUUUCAAGUAUAUUCGCCAAUAAAUAUUCCUGAAUAUUAAUAAUAUUGCCAACUCGGGCAGCUUUUUGAGGCGAAAACCCCCUCCGUGAAUAUUUUCAAGUAUAUUCGCCAAUAAAUAUUCCUGAAUAUUAAUAAUAUUGCCAACUCGGGCAGCUUUUUGAGGCGAAAACCCCCUCCGUGAAUAUUUUCAAGUAUAUUCGCCAAUAAAUAUUCCUGAAUAUUAAUAAUAUUGCCAACUCGGGCAGCUUUUUGAGGCGAAAACCCCCUCCGUGAAUAUUUUCAAGUAUAUUCGCCAAUAAAUAUUCCUGAAUAUUAAUAAUAUUGCCAACUCGGGCAGCUUUUUGAGGCGAAAACCCCCUCCGUGAAUAUUUUCAAGUAUAUUCGCCAAUAAAUAUUCCUGAAUAUUAAUAAUAUUGCCAACUCGGGCAGCUUUUUGAGGCGAAAACCCCCUCCGUGAAUAUUUUCAAGUAUAUUCGCCAAUAAAUAUUCCUGAAUAUUAAUAAUAUUGCCAACUCGGGCAGCUUUUUGAGGCGAAAACCCCCUCCGUGAAUAUUUUCAAGUAUAUUCGCCAAUAAAUAUUCCUGAAUAUUAAUAAUAUUGCCAACUCGGGCAGCUUUUUGAGGCGAAAACCCCCUCCGUGAAUAUUUUCAAGUAUAUUCGCCAAUAAAUAUUCCUGAAUAUUAAUAAUAUUGCCAACUCGGGCAGCUUUUUGAGGCGAAAACCCCCUCCGUGAAUAUUUUCAAGUAUAUUCGCCAAUAAAUAUUCCUGAAUAUUAAUAAUAUUGCCAACUCGGGCAGCUUUUUGAGGCGAAAACCCCCUCCGUGAAUAUUUUCAAGUAUAUUCGCCAAUAAAUAUUCCUGAAUAUUAAUAAUAUUGCCAACUCGGGCAGCUUUUUGAGGCGAGAACCCCCUCCGUGAAUAUUUUCAAGUAUAUUCGCCAAUAAAUAUUCCUGAAUAUUAAUAAUAUUGCCAACUCGGGCAGCUUUUUGAGGCGAAAACCCCCUCCGUGAAUAUUUUCAAGUAUAUUCGCCAAUAAAUAUUCCUGAAUAUUAAUAAUAUUGCCAACUCGGGCAGCUUUUUGAGGCGAAAACCCCCUCCGUGAAUAUUUUCAAGUAUAUUCGCCAAUAAAUAUUCCUGAAUAUUAAUAAUAUUGCCAACUCGGGCAGCUUUUUGAGGCGAAAACCCCCUCCGUGAAUGUUUUCAACUCAAGCACAUUCGCGAACAUACUCGAAAAUAUUCACGGAGGGGGUUCCCGCCUCAAAAAGCUGCCCGACGGAUUUGGCAAUAUUCCUACUAUUUUCUAAAUCUCGCGCAAAUCUCGCGCAAAUCUCACGUAAAUAAAAGCGACGCACUUCCGGCGCUUUUCUGGGCGUCUUCCAUACCCAGACACUUUUACAUUUGAUAGAACAUCGAUCCAAAAUUGUGUGUGCCUUAUUCGACAUCUUCUAGCACUCCGUCGACUUCGACGGACUUCUGA